CGGUCUGGAACCCCCCUCCACUCCCCCUCACAUUGAAAUGGGCGGUCUGGAAACACAGUGAGAGGAACCUCAGGUGCUUUACUCUGCUGACGAUAUUGACAGCAGCACGGUGCACCGAUAUAUUGUUUACAUUUUUUUUUUUAAGAGAAAGAAUAGCGACAAACUCCGAUUUACGUUUUGUGAAUUAGCGGUGCAUUUUUGAGCCAACAAUGGGGAAAGUGGAAGGAGGAAUGAAAUGUGUCAAAUAUCUACUUUUCAUCUUCAACUUCAUAUUCUGGUUGAUGGGCUCGUUGGUCCUUGCAGUCGGGCUGUGGUUGCGGUUCGAUCCUGAGACUGUCGCUCUGCUGAACGGAGACGGAGCGCCAGACACCUUCUUUUAUGGUGUGUAUAUCCUGAUCAUAGCGGGCAGUCUAGUGAUGUUGGUGGGAUUCUUUGGCUGCUGUGGAGCCAUACGAGAGUCCCAGUGUCUGCUGGGGUCGUUCUUUGCCUGCCUGCUGAUAAUCUUUGGCGCAGAGGUUGCUGCUGGUGUGUUUGGCUUCUUGAACAAAGACAAGAUAAUCGAAGAUGUCCAGAACUAUUACAUCAAAUCCUACAACGACAACAAAAACAACACAAUGAUACAAAACUCUUACCACAGAGUUCUCAACUGUUGUGGGACGUCCCAGAGCUUCUGCCCUGAGGCCCCAGCUGAUACCAAGGACUGUGAGGUGGGCAUCAAGGAGUUCUUCAACAGUAAACUCUACAUCAUCGGUUACGUGGGGAUCGGCAUCGCUGGAGUCAUGGUUAUAGGGAUGAUCUUCAGUAUGGUGUUGUGCUGUGCCAUCCGCAACAGCAGGGAGAUCAUGUAACCAGGCAGAGCUUCCACUCCUCCAGUCCCCCCUCAACAGCCCAACUCCAGUCCCCCCUCAACAGCCCAACUCCUGUCCCCCUCAACAGCCCAACUCCACUCAUCCAGUCCCCCUCAACAGCCCAACUCCAGUCCCCCACAACAGCCCAACUCCAGUCCCCCCACAACAGCCCAACUCCAGUCCCCCCACAACAGCCCAACUCCAGUCCCCCCACAACAGCCCAACUCCAGUCCCCCCACAACAGCCCAACUCCAGUCCCCCCACAACAGCCCAACUCCAGUCCCCCCACAACAGCCCAACUCCAGUCCCCCCACAACAGCCCAACUCCAGUCCCCCACAACAGCCCAACUCCAGUCCCCCUCAACAGCCCAACUCCAGUCCUCCAGUCCCCCCACAACAGCCCAACUCCAGUCCCCCUCAACAGCCCAACUCCAGUCCCCCAGUCCCCCCACAACAGCCCAACUCCAGUCCCCCUCAACAGCCCAACUCCAGUCCUCCAGUCCCCCCAACAGCCCAACUCCAGUCCUCCAGUCCCCCCAACAGCCCAACUCCAGUCCUCCAGUCCCCCCAACAGCCCAACUCCAGUCCUCCAGUCCCCCUCCAGUUCCCCUCAACAGCCCUCCUCCAGUUCCCCUCAACAGCCCUCCUCCAGUUCCCCUCAACAGCCCUCCUCCAGUUCCCCUCAACAGCCCUCCUCCAGUUCCCCUCAACAGCCCUCCUCCAGUUCCCCACCUCAACAGCCCUCCUCCAGUUCCCCACCUCAACAGCCCUCCUCCAGUUCCCCUCAACAGCCCUCCUCCAGUUCCCCUCAACAGCCCUCCUCCAGUACUCCAGUCCUCCCACCCCACUGACAUCUCCACUUCUAUGUACGUUCUGUAGUCAUCAUGACAAAGCUUUUCCACAGCCAGCACACUCUCUUCACGUGCCUUUUUUUUUAAAACACAAAACAAACAUAUUAAAAAAUGAAUCAGUUCAGUAGUUUGUAGUAAUAUCUAAACUGCCCGGCAACUAGAUUCCAAGACAUUACACUGUAAGGUUUUAAAAGACAUCUGUAGGUGAUAUAUAUAUAUAUAUAUUGGGUUUUUUUGGCCAACAAGUAGCACUAGUGACAUGACUGUUGACACGAUGGUCACCUUCCAGACCAACUACAUUACAAACGUUGCAUUGCAUCAACCAAUGGUUGUGUCCCACGUCAUCGACUACACAGUCGGACAUUAGAUGGCUGUAUCAUGUGAUGAGGCUUUAGCUGAUGUGUCAAACACCAUUCCGAGUGUUGUGAAAUCUGGCAGGCGUAUGGCAAUGUAGUUAGCCUGGAGCGUGGCCAUUGUGACAGCCAGCUCUGCGAGGCAGACGCCCCUGGUAACAGUGGUGGUGGUGGUGUAACCGUGGUAACAGUGGUGGUGGUGGUGUAACCGUGGUAACAGUGUAACCGUGGUAACCCUAUUCCCUUGAUAUUGCACACUGUUUUAACAGGGCCCAUACGGUCAGACGUAGUGCAAUCUAAAAGGAAUCAGAUUUCAUUUGAUGUUUGUUGUUGUUGUUUUUUUGUUUUUUUUUUACGGUAAAUUGACUGAACACGUUCUCAUUUACAGCAACGACCUGGGGAAUGGUUACAGGAUUGGGGCGGAUGGUCAUACCGGUAUUAUACGGUAUUACCAGAAGUGGACACAAGGGGCGCUAUUUGAAAUAUAUAUAUAUAUAUUGGGGGGGGGGGUUGACACGCAAAACAAAUUGGGCAAUAGGGAUUUAGAUCCAGGAGAGGAUUGGAUGUCUCUAGUCUGGGUAACAGUCUCUUUAGCCAACGUUCCACUCCUUGCCACUCCAUGUCAUCGCCAAAGAGACUGGCCAAUCAGCUAUCUCAACGCUCAAUAUGCAGCUGGAUCUAUGGCGGAGUUGCUCAUUGGUUGUUGGAAAUAACAUUAUUAAUAUUUUCCAUGACAAAAUGUAAUUAUAAUUAAGAACAAAGUCAUAUUCAAAACAUUGAGCUGUUAGCUAGGUAAGUUCUUGUGUUUUUAGGUUUCAAUUCAAAGUGUUAUUUUGGUGUGAAUUACAGUAUUUAUUUCGUUUUUACAAGUGAGCUAGCAACUUUUGACAGACUGGUUUCAUUUGGACAAACAAAAAAAUGGUUGCUUAGCAACUGGAUACCAAUGUGUUCUGUGGAGAGAGAAAAAAAGUGAUAGUUCCAAUAUUUGGAUAAUUGUUGUGAUUGGAGGAUAAAUUGGAGGGGUUAUCGAAUCAGGAUCAACUCCUGUCUUCGCCUCAAGCUCAUUUAAUGAUAGAAUGUUGAUAUUUGAAGAUGGCAGAAAGGUCAGUCUCUUUGGCAGUGACCAGGAGUACAAUAAGUGGAUUAGCUAAAGACACUGGCACCCAGGCUAGAAUGUCUCUGCUGUAACCAAGAAGAUUGAUCUUGACCUAUAGCUAACUUAGCAAACCAAAUGCAUAGCUGGAGAUCACUGAUUUGACACAUCUUAGAUUUAUUUUAGUUACACUUAACUUGUUUCUUAUUGUCAUACUUAACGUGUAAGGGAUAAUCAACGAGAUGAUAAUAAUAAUAAUAAGCAAUCAAUGAAUAUCCCUUUCAUACCACGGCUAUAACUUAACACAUUAGCCGCUAGUUUUAACAUCCACUGAAGUAGCUAGCAAGUUUACUAGAUAGCUACAGUAGUUGCCUUGGACACCAAACAAACAGACUUGCUAGUUUAACUAACCAAACCAUCUGUCCUAGCUUUCCAUUAUGACAAUCGAAUUCAACAAUGCUAGUAAUGUUUUCAAUUCGCCUUUUGCUUUUAAAAGCAGCUCAACUAUUACAACAUGUAAGAAUGAACUGUAGCGUUUGAAUUCUACCGUGCUGAUAUACCGUGCGUUAUAGAGAAAUAAUGCACGUUCUAGAAUGCACUUCAAGCCAAUCAGAAAAGGAGUAUUCAACAAUGCCAUGGUAUAAAUAGUUCUAGGCAGUUGUGUAGUACUCAGCCUCCCUGUGCCCCUAACCCACCCCAAAAUAAAUAUUAUAUAAACGCUAUUGAAAAUAAUAGUCUGCAGGCUUGUGUGGUAUCCAGAUUGUCACACUUUUUAUACCGACCUUGUGCCAUACCGGAAUAUUCGGGAAUGCCGGCACUGAACACAAGGGCUGCUAUUUUCAAACCCCACCUCCUGUAAUCUAAAGGUUAGCAAUGCUAACAGGUACAUGUAAAAUCCCAUAGAGAAUAGUAAAUAAAUGCUAACGAGCGCAUUGCGAAAAUUUUAUAGUCUCUGACCUAAGCUAUUGCAGGACAGACAUCCCAGCUCAGGGGAUUCUCUGCUGCUACCAAGUGAAGCUUGAUUUUGGAAGAAGCUAAGCACUUAGCUAGAUAGCUAACGAGCUAAUAAAUUAGCAAACCAAUGCAAAACUCCAGAGCAUUUUAGCACAUUGUUGACAGUUAACUUUUAAUAGUUAGAAGAUAUCUAGCUGGCUGACAUUUAGUUGUGAAUCCCCUACGGUAACUAGAUCACCUGGUGUAUAACAGUGAGUGACUUGCAAGGCUCCGGUCUCUAGUCAUUGUGUGCUUCUAAACCACGUGACUGGGGACAACCGUGGAGAUGUUUUUUGUGACCGCUGAAAUUAGGAAUGCGAUCUUCUUUAUCUCCUAACGCAUUACACAAGCUAACUGCAGGUAUUUACUUAAAAUAGAUACAAAUAUUCAAAAUCAGAUUUAAAAAAUAGUUUCAAAGGUAUAAAAAAAGCAUCCAACGGCUAUUUUCAAAUACCCCGGUAUACAGUAUACUACCCAAGCCUAAUGCCAAGGUCACUAAUCUCCUCCUUGUGAAGGACAAUACAGUUGUUUUGUACUGAAUCUUAUUCCCUAAAGACCUGUUGCAGUUCCGCUGUCUGUGAUUGUGUGUUAAUUUAUUCUCUCAUUUUAAUGGCUGAUGUAAUUUGAGUUCAGAUGGCUUUCCGAGCCGCUCAGGAAGAUAGAUGUUCUGUUCAACUAAUACACUUUUAAACUGUUUUACCCACUUGUCUCUUUACUGCCGUUCUCCUCGUCUCUCUACUUUUUCAUUCUUUUCUGUUUUAUCAGAAUGUGAAUCCAUCUUCAGAAGUCACACACAAUCUCAAUCAUGAUAGUCAGACAUUACAGAUGCUGUAUCUUAAUUUGACCGUGCUGUUGCUGCACAAUUUUAAAUGCAAACCUGUAUUUGUAUGUCGAAUUUAUUAUUAUGGAUCCCCAUCCUGGGUUCAUGCAAAAUUUAAGGUUUUAAAAACAAUACAAUUACAUUCACAGAUUUCACAACACAGUGUUUUCCCUCAGGCCCCUACUCCAACACUACCACAUAUCUACAAUACACGUGUGUGUGUGUAUGCAUGUGUCUGUGACUGUGUGUGUAUGCAUGUGUCUGUGCCUGUGUGUGUGUGUCUCUUCACAGUCCCUACUGUUCCAUAAGGUGUAUUUUGAUCUCUUAUUAAAUCUAAUUUAAAUC
This is a messenger RNA of Oncorhynchus kisutch (coho salmon), 5303 nucleotides long. Its product is annotated as CD9 antigen. The transcript has 8 exons. NCBI's taxonomy places the organism in Eukaryota, Metazoa, Chordata, Actinopteri, Salmoniformes, Salmonidae. Bases 210 to 848 code for a protein of 212 amino acids. Gene Ontology annotation, cellular component: plasma membrane. The record is from RefSeq and is a predicted model, not a curated record.